GUUGGUGGAACAUGCGGAUAGUCCAAGCGAAUGUUUACAGCAGCAUUUUGCCUGUGAGCCGCAUCGGAACAAGUUGUGUUGAUAGGAGUGAUUAUUAAAAGCAAAAUAUUUUCGUUCUGGCGUUACGAUUAUUUAGACACUCUACGAAAAUGAAGUGAUGUAUACUGUGCAAACUGAAGCAGCUGUUGACCAAAGAUUAAGUUAAGUUGAUGUGUUUCAGCUAAUUAUCCGAUGUCAAAUACUAUUUAGGAGAAAUCGAAUGCAUUUUGUGGUCAGACAUGGAGCGAAUUUUGCGAGGAGUGAUGCGAUACCGGAACACUACCCGUGAGCAGAUGGUGAAGGAAUUCCAAAAAGUGCGAGACAAUCCACAGCCAAAAGCGGUGUUCUUCACCUGCAUGGACAGCCGAAUGAUUCCAACACGUUACACGGAUACGCACGUGGGCGACAUGUUUGUGGUGCGAAAUGCCGGGAAUCUUAUCCCGCACGCCGAACACUUUCAGGACGAAUACUUUAGCUGUGAACCGGCAGCCCUGGAAUUGGGCUGUGUGGUUAACAAUAUCAAGCACAUCAUUGUCUGUGGUCACAGUGACUGCAAGGCGAUGAAUCUGCUGUAUCAGUUGCGGGAUCCAGACUUUGCGUCAAGGAAAAACCGCCGAAUAUCACCACUGCGAGCGUGGCUCUGCGAACAUGCUAACACCAGUUUGAGCAAAUUUCAAAAUCUCAAACAGGUGGGUCUGGAUAAACCGUUGAUUUUCUCGUCGGAAACACCGCUGCGCAAGUUUGUGGCAUACAUCGAUCCGGAGAAUCAGUUCGCCAUCGAGGAUAAACUGUCGCAGGUGAACACGUUGCAGCAGAUCGAAAAUAUCGCUUCGUACGGGUUUCUCAAAAAGCGUCUCGAAUCACAUGACCUGCACAUUCACGCCUUAUGGUUCGACAUUUAUACGGGCGAUAUUUAUUUCUUUAGUAGGAAUUCGAAACGGUUCAUUCCGAUCGAUGAAAAUACCAUAGAUAAACUGCUAGAAGAGGUUAGGCGGUUUUAUUCGUAAAGUCUGGGACUAUUAGGGGUUAUAUUUUUUGUUGCAUUUAAGAUAUUUAAAUCGACUGUCUUCCAUAUAUGCAAGAAAUAUAUUUCAGAAAAAAAGAUAUUUUUAGAGAUAAGAAAAUAUAUACUCAUAAUACUAUAUAGUUUCUGAUAAUCUGAAUCAUUAGAAAGAACAACGUUCGGUCCUGAAUUCUAUAACAAUAUCGACAGAAUUUGAAUUUACCAUAGCUACCAUUUGUAUAUGUGGAUGUUGCUGAUAAUGUUUGAAUCAUUAAUAUGAUGUUCGUGAAAUUUGACAGAGCGAUAUCUAUGCACUAUCUUUAUUUUUAUACAAUACUAAGGAUUGCUUUUUGAUUACAGAGAAAGUUUUUGUUUUACAUUU
This is a messenger RNA of Topomyia yanbarensis, 1424 nucleotides long. RefSeq names its product beta carbonic anhydrase 1-like. Gene Ontology annotation, molecular function: carbonate dehydratase activity; zinc ion binding. NCBI's taxonomy places the organism in Eukaryota, Metazoa, Arthropoda, Insecta, Diptera, Culicidae. The record is from RefSeq and is a predicted model, not a curated record. The coding region runs from base 279 to 1046 and encodes 255 amino acids. The transcript is spliced from 3 exons.